Xenia sp. Carnegie-2017 is the source of this 2170-nucleotide messenger RNA. RefSeq lists its product as uncharacterized. The record is from RefSeq and is a predicted model, not a curated record. The transcript is spliced from 5 exons. NCBI's taxonomy places the organism in Eukaryota, Metazoa, Cnidaria, Anthozoa, Malacalcyonacea, Xeniidae. The coding region runs from base 1265 to 2032 and encodes 255 amino acids.
CUGAAUCCAUGAGUGUGAAGGGAACAUCUGGCGAUGAAAAUGGCGUUCAUUUAUACAUACAUGUGAUUGAAUAGUUGGUAGUAUAAGGGAACGUUGGGUGAUGUUCAUGGAUGUCGAUUUAUAGAUAUCCAUGAUUGAAUAAUUGGUAGUAUAAGGGAACGUUGGGUGAUGUUCAUGGAUGUCCAUUUAUAGAUAUCUAUGAUUGAAUAAUUGGUAGUACAAGGGAACGUUGGGUGAUGUUCAUGGAUGUCCAUUUAUAGAUAUCCAUGAUUGAAUAAUUGGUAGUAUAAGGGAACGUUGGGUGAUGUUCAUGGAUGUCCAUUUAUAGAUAUCUAUGAUUGAAUAAUUGGUAGUACAAGGGAACGUUGGGUGAUGUUCAUGGAUGUCGAUUUAUAGAUAUCCAUGAUUGAAUAAUUGGUAGUAUAAGGGAACGUUGGGUGAUGUUCACGGAUGUCCAUUUAUAGAUAUCUAUGAUUGAAUAAUUGAGACUCAAAGGGAACGUUAAAUUAUAGUAAUGACGUUCAUUUAUCGAUAUCUAUGAUUGAAAAUUUGGGAAUGAAAGGGAAUAUCAGGUGAUGGUAAUGGUGUUCAUUUAUAGAUAUCUGUAAUUGAUCAUUGUGUGCUAGAGGGAACGUCUGUCAAAUUUUAUUGGACGUUUGUUUAUGCAUAGAUAUCAUUGAAUCAUUGGGCGCUAAAAUAAUAAUUCGUGGAGGCCACUCAGUUUAGUGGGGUUUUUUUUUUAAUCAAAUUGCUCCCCCGCUAUUAACUGGUAUGUUAAAGUCGCUCCUCGAAGCUAUUUUUUGUAAGGUUUCGUUUACAUCACUCUUACAUCCGUAGUUUUUAACUUUAUCCUUAUCAUUAUUGACAAUAAUUUUGUAGGUUUUGUCUAAAGAAAUAUAUUCUAAAUUACGUUUUGAUAAAUGUGUGUUGUGUGGAGCAGUUUUUGUCUUUUGGAGUUCAUCGCAUUGUAUAAAUCGCAAUUUAUCGUUUUGAUGGCAAACUAACACAUUCGGCAAAUCUGCAAGUCCGGCCAUUGUGAUUUUCUAUAAUUUUGAUUGUAAAAAUCCCCACGGGGGGAAUUUGUUGUACAUCUAAAAGACGUAGUUUGUACGAAGACUUGUUAGUCGGGCGACGCAAGACUUGGCAUUCAUUAGAAUCACUGUUCUUUUUCAACACUAUACAGCGUGUUGUUUGCUUAAGUAAGAUAUUUUUCUUGACCUGUAAACGCAAGAGUUCUUCAAUAGGACUUACGAGUUAUCUAGGGAUGGACAUAUUUCGUGUUGUAACGGGAGAUAUGCGAGGCAAUCCAGUAUUAAGACCAGGAAACAAGAAACGAGUGUUAUCCUUCAGCUCUGAAGCCUUCGUCAUUGAAGAGUCAUUUCCGUGCAUUCUUGAUCAUUCAAAUUCGUUUUCAAAUCCAGCAUUUAGUAGGAGCAAGGAUGAUUUGGUAACAUUUUCAUCUCCGUUGGAACGACUCUCUGACGAUAAGGAACCUUGUACGUCCACUGCCUAUGGACAUUUAUCUCCAGAACGUUUCGACAAUUCCUUUCAUUCCGAAUGUUUCAACAGAAAAGGAAAUAGAAUGGAUAAUGGUGGUCAAAUGGGGAUCGACAAUAACAUAGUUGAUACAUCGGAGUCGGACGAACCAGAAACCUUCAAAGCACGAAUGGAAGACGCAAUGUCAGAAAUCGUAGCAGUUGCGAAUUGCUUACCUGCUCAGUUGGAUGAAACAUUCCCUGAGAAAAAGAAGACUUUACAAGAGUUGGCCGAAGAAUGGAGCACUCGUAAAGCUUACAUGAAAACAAAAGAAGAAAACAGAGACGCGGAAAUUGUUGAAGAACAGGAAGAGAACUUAGUACACCAUUCUGUUUACUAUUCUACAUCUUCACCUUACCACGGAAUGUCAGACGAAGAAUACAAGUUUAAAAAAAAGCUAGAAGCUAGGCUACGCUACAGACAGGAAGAAGUGUGUAUUAAAAAGACACCAGAUACUCAACCUUUGAUUAAAUUAUGUCAGAUUGCCUCAAUGUAAUUUUCAAGUAAUCCAGAACAAAGUUCAUAUAGAUUAGUUCGAAAAUAUAGUAUGAAUAAAACACUUUCAUAUAGUGUUAUACAAUAUAACUUUGUAACUUGUUAUGCGUGAAAACAGUCACUUUGAUUGAAAAACUUA